This is a messenger RNA of Amaranthus tricolor (Joseph's coat), 1789 nucleotides long. Its product is annotated as FAM10 family protein At4g22670-like. The record is from RefSeq and is a predicted model, not a curated record. The transcript is spliced from 11 exons. The coding region runs from base 273 to 1451 and encodes 392 amino acids. Gene Ontology annotation, molecular function: Hsp70 protein binding; protein dimerization activity. NCBI's taxonomy places the organism in Eukaryota, Viridiplantae, Streptophyta, Magnoliopsida, Caryophyllales, Amaranthaceae.
CGAAAAAUACGAUCAAAGAGUGAUUGGGCUAUGUGGUAGACGCCCAAACAGUAAAAAGCUAACAUUCAAUCAAGUUUCCACACCUAAUUGACAUCUAAGCAAGAGAAGCUACUAGAAACUAGAAACAACUUUGGCGCUUUAAGCACACAAGUGCACAACUCUCAAUUCUUCAUUUCUUCUUUUCCGUCAAGUUCUUAAAUCCUCAUAAUCAUCUUUUCGACCGUAAUCUUUCGAAUAAUUUCAGAAGACCUUCAAAGUUUCAGUAAGAAACAAUGGAGGAAUCUAAACUAAAGCAACUGAAGCAAUUCGUAGAACUCUGUAAAUCAGACCCUUCCAUUCUCUCCGACCCUUCUCUUUCCUUCUUCCGCGACUACAUCGAAAGUCUGGGAGGGAAGCUUCCUGCUUCCGCUUAUGGAAAAUCGAAAUCGAAUGCUGGUGAUGAGAGUGACGAGGAGGAUGAAAUGGCGAAUACAAAACCUUAUGUGGAAGAAGUAGUAGAGGAAGAAGAAGAGGAGGAAAUUGUUGAAUCUGAUUUAGAAUUAGAAGGUGAUACUGUUGAACCUGAUAAUGAUCCUCCUCAAAAGAUGGGUGAUCCUACAGUCGAGGUCACAGAUGAGAACCGUGAGGCAGCCCAAGAAGCAAAAAUACAGGCAAUGGAAGCCAUAUCUGAAGGUAGGCUGGAGGACGCAAUUGAGCAUUUGACGUCUGCAAUUACACUCAAUCCAACAUCAGCUAUAAUGUACGCUACUCGAGCUAGUGUUUAUGUCAAGAUGAAGAAGCCAAAUGCUGCUAUCCGAGAUGCCAAUGCUGCCUUGGAGAUAAAUCCUGAUUCUGCUAAAGGUUACAAAUCCCGUGGCAUGGCAAGGGCAAUGCUUGGUCAAUGGGAAGAGGCUGCAAAAGAUCUGCAUGUGGCUUCCACAAUUGACUAUGAUGAAGAAAUAAAUGCUGUCUUGAAAAAGGUGGAACCUAAUGCACACAGGAUUGAAGAGCAUAGGAGGAAGUAUGAUAGGCUGCGCAAGGAAAGGGAAGAAAGAAGGGAUCAGCGUGAAAGGCAGCGCAGACGGGCUGAAGCACAGGCUGCAUAUGAGAAAGCCAAGGAGGAGGAGAAAUCGUCUUCAAGUAGACCUGGGGGCAUGCCUGGAGGCUUCCCUGGAGCAGGAGGCAUGCCCGGAGGCUUCCCUGGAGCAGGAGGCAUGCCUGGAGGCUUCCCUGGAGCAGGGGGCAUGGCUGGAGGCUUCCCUGGAGCAGGAGGCAUGCCUGGGGGGAUGCCUGGAAAUGUUGAUUUCAGCAAAAUCUUAAAUGAUCCUGAGCUGAUGGCAGCCUUUAAAGAUCCAGAGGUCAUGGCAGCGCUUAAUGAUGUAAUGAAGAACCCGGCAAACUUGGCCAAGCAUCAAGCGAAUCCGAAGGUGGCUCCAAUAAUAGCCAAGAUGAUGAACAAGUUUGGUGGCUGAUUGUGAAGAUAUAGGUUCAAAAGUCAAAACAUGUCAAAAAUAGUAAUGGUUCUCGUUGCAAAUAUUAAUAGAUUAGUCGUAGGUACUAUACUUUUUGUGUUAAAUGCUCUUCCGGUUUUUGUCCAUGUUUCAACAUCGUUGAACUUUUAUACAUUGCAACCCAACAGAUAAAUGAAACUUUUAUUUUGGGUCAGAACAUAUGUUGUCCAUUAAAUCUAGAGAUGAAUGCUGUUAUCUUGUAUUUUUUUUAUUUCUAGCAUUAGUUUAUGGAAUUAUCCAAAAUGUGCAGCUGUCAGAUGUUGUCCUAAUAGUUGAGCUUCAAUGGUAGAGUAUUCUAU